AUGACUGAAAGAUCAAGCAAUGGAGAUUACAAAUAUGAUGUUGAAGAGGAUGGUGGCGGCGAUGGAGACAGCAAUGGGGGUGAUGACCACCAGAGAAUGCCGUUGGAAAAAGACCGAAGUGAAAGAGCUGAUAAAGUUGGCGAAUACAUGAAAGAAUUAUUGGCUGAAAAAUUGGCCCUUGAUUCACAGAAAUGCCCAAAUGCUCUCCGAUUACUCGACCAAGAGAUUCAGAAGACUCAAGCUAUUGGAAAGCCUAUGCGAGACCUAAAAUAUGUAGAUAUAUAUCGUGAGAAACCAAUCAGGGUAUCUGUCAAAGUAUUGGUACCAAUUCGUGAACAUCCUAAGUUUAAUUUUGUGGGAAAGUUACUUGGACCCAAAGGUAACUCAAUGAAACGCCUGCAGGAAGAGACUAUGUGUAAGAUGGCUGUGUUGGGAAGAGGAUCGAUGAAAGAUAGACAGAAGGAAGAGGAGUUCCGCCAGUCUCUGGACCCGAAAUAUGCUCAUCUGUGCGAUGAUCUACACGUCGAGAUCACAGCUGUAGCACCCCCGGCAGAAGCACACGCUCGCAUCGCCUACGCUCUCGCAGAAGUUCGUAAAUAUUUGAUACCCGACAAUAAUGACAUUAUCCGCCAAGAACAAAUGCGUGAAAUGGAGUUGACAAUGUCGGAGAGUGGUGUAGCUCCUGAUGAACAUCGAUCGACUGUUAAACCGUCAAGUUCCAUGAGAUCACCUACUAGCAGACCAGUCACCACUUCAAGUACAUCCGUAAGAUCCGCAAGACCUCCUUCUUCACGUCCUGUAAUGCCACCACCACCACCUCAUUCAUCAAGAACUUCAGCGUCUCGUUCAUCGGCAAGUAAAGCUAAAGUAUUUUCGAUUUUGGAUCGCGCUCGAGCUGCUAUGGACCAAAGCUACGGAUCCGCGCCGCCUCCACCGUCCAGUCGUGCAUCUCAUCCAGACUAUGAUUAUCACGGUUCUUCGAGUAGUAGUACCCGAUAUACUGAUAGACAUUACUCGCCGUCCGCUUCUGAAGACAUUUAUACGCCGACAUCUUACACGACUUAUGAGUACAGCGAUGUCCCUUCAACUCACUCUUCUGAUUAUUAUGAAUCAACUGAAUAUCCUGGACUCAUCCGGCCGCGCUUGGAAAACGUACAAGACAUCAUCGUCAUCGGGCUCGGCUUCGCGAUAUCGUACAACUCCGUACACUCGCCCCAAAUGAGUGGAGAAGAGCAAAAUAAAAAAAAGCUGAGAAGUGAUGAGAUAUUCAGUAAAAUAAAUCAAUUUGUUACUUUACAAAAAGAUGAAACUGCCAACUAUAAUAAGAUUUUUACAAAGGUGACGGAUAAAAUUAUUGCUGUUUUGAAACAAGAGGAUGAAGUAUUUAGAAAAUAUUAUCAAAGACCGAUGUACACCGGGUCUUUUUACAAGCUAACAAGAGUUGGAAAACCGGAAGAAUUUGAUUUAAAUUUAAUUUUUGCUAUUCCUGAUCUUGAUCAUGCUGAAAUAAAAAAAGGGAGAGCCGGCUUUGCUAAAAUUAGAUUUGAUAAAAAAAAGCUUUCCCCUGUUUGGGUCGAAAACAAAGUAUUAAAUAAAUGGCUUGACAGCGAAUAUUAUUUGGACAACGACAAAAUACGACGUUGGUUCGAAGGAGUCGUUGAAAAGAGUAUGAGUCCUUUCAAGAACGGAAACAAUAAAAUCAUUCUUCCUAUAGACUCUGGAAGUAACUGUGAAGUAAUAAUUUUGAAACCACGACGUUUUAAUCAAAGAAAUAAUAACUGGCGACAAAAUAAUUGCCGACAUAAUAACUGGCGAGAUAAUAACCAUGUUCAUAUGAAGAAUAAAAAAUUUUUUUUUCCCAUAGUAAAGGUAAGAAAAAGCGGACCAGCGUUUACUUUGUGUGUGACUUAUGAAUCUAUGGAGUUUUCUGUUGACUUGGUUCCGGUGUUAGAGUUCUCUCGAGCACCGCCUCUACCAGGAAUUCAACAGUCAAAACAUUCUUGGCAUCUUGUUCCUAAACCGCUGAAGGACGGUGAAAAUCCACAUCAAAAUUGGCGGUACAGUUUUUAUUCUCAUGAGCAAGACAUGCUAAAGAAAUGCGGUAAAGUUAAACCAGUAAUUCGUCAUAUUAAAAAACUAAGAGACACCCAAAAUUGGAGUAUUCUUGUGAGCUAUCAUAUAGAAACUCUUUUUUUCCACGCAUUGAGCGAUAACAAAAUUGAUGAUAAUACUCCACAGACAGUAUUACUUGUUUUCAUGUUGAAGGAAUUGAGUAAAGCUUUUAAUAGUGGGAAGUUAAAUUAUUUUUGGGAUAAAACUUUUAAUCUAUUCGGUGAAUUAACUCCAGAGAAAAUCGUUAGUGUACAAAAACGUUUAGAUAAAAUAAUUAAAGAGAUAGAAGCUGAACCAUCGACUAUGACCCAGUACUUCUUGACUAAAGAGGAGCAGGAUAAAAUAAAAGGUGAAAUGGCUAAUGAUUCUACUGAAUGUUUAUCGCAUCCGUUUCCUUUGUCUAGCGAUUCGAAAUCAAAACUACAGAAUAAAAGUGCCAUUAAAAAUGAAGUCAAAACUAUAAAAAACAAGUUUCCGUUAUUAGAAGCUUCAUUUGAAAAUUUAAUUAUACAUCAUAGAGACAUUGAUCAAACUGCUGCUUCUACUACGGAUAAUACAGAGAUAAAAGCAUUAUUAUCUUCUCUUAUUAAUGAAAUGAAACAAUUAAAAAGUAACGUCAGAAAAAUUGAGAUUAAAAUAGACCAAGUUAAUGAGAAUAUUAGAAAAAUUAAUUCACGAUCAACAUUUUUUGACAUGGAAGAAUUUGCUCUCUCAACUUAA
This is a messenger RNA of Cotesia congregata, 2832 nucleotides long. The record is from the annotation of a GenBank genome assembly. NCBI's taxonomy places the organism in Eukaryota, Metazoa, Arthropoda, Insecta, Hymenoptera, Braconidae.